CCCCACUUGGCGACAUGGCGGCCGACGUGCCGUCACGGAGCUUCCUCGGGUCUCCCGUGGCUCCGGUGGAGGAGACACCUCUCGCCUUUCCGCCCCGCCUCCCUCUGCGCACCCCUCGCGGCUGGCCGGCUGGAGGCUGGCGGCCCGCGACCGCGGAGCAUAGAGCACUGGCGGCUAGAGAGGAAGCGCAGAGCGCGGACAACCAUAGAGUACGAGUCCGGACACCAGCCGGAUGGUCGAUCGCACUCCUCAACGGUCCACUCACAAUCCUCGGGCGGCUGAGCCGAGGCGGAAGCGGAAGUGAGGGAGAAAAGCAGGAAGGCUCCGCUGUUCGCAUGCGCAGGCUAUAGUGUUUACUUCCGCUUGACCUGGCCCGGACGCCAGAAAAUGUUCCACGUGGGAUACCCUGCAUGGGGUUCACUGUAGUAGCUACACUUGGGUCUGAAGCGGCGACGCGAAAGCACUUACCGGCGGGGAACCGCCGUGGCCUGUCUGACUCCUCUCCGCAGCUGUGGCCCGAACCGGAUUUCAGGAAUCCGCCAAAGAAGGCGUCUAAGUCCAACUUAGACUUUAAGCGUUACGUAACCGAUCGGAGAUUGGCUGAGACCCUGGCGCAAAUCGUAUGGGGAAAACCAAAUAGACCUCCACACCUACUGCUGGAGUGCAAUCCAGGUCCUGGAAUCCUGACUCAGGCAUUACUUGAAGCUGGUGCCAAAGUGGUUGCCCUCGAAAGUGACAAAACUUUUAUUCCACAUUUGGAGUCCUUAGGAAGAAAUCUGGAUGGAAAACUACGAGUGAUUCACUGUGACUUCUUUAAAAUAGAUCCCAGAAGUGGUGGAGUAAUAAAACCACCCGCCAUGUCUUCUCGAGGGCUCUUUAAGAAUUUGGGAAUAGAAGCAGUUCCUUGGACAGCAGACAUCCCUUUGAAAGUAAUUGGAAUGUUCCCAAGUAGAGGUGAGAAAAGGGCACUUUGGAAACUCGCAUAUGACUUGUAUUCCUGUACUUCUAUAUAUAAAUUUGGACGAAUAGAAGUAAAUAUGUUUAUUGGUGAAAAAGAAUUCCAGAAACUAAUGGCAGAUCCCCGAAAUCCAGACUUGUAUCAUGUAUUAAGUGUUAUCUGGCAAGUAGCUUGUGAGAUUAAGGUUCUGCACAUGGAGCCUUGGUCAUCAUUUGAUGUAUACACCCGAAAAGGGCGGCUGGAAAACCCAAAGCGUAGGGAAUUAUUAGACCUAUUACAACAAAAGCUGUAUCUUAUUCAAAUGACUCCUCGUGAAAAUUUAUUUGCCAAGAGCUUAACACCUAUGAACUAUAAUAUAUUUUUUCACUUGUUAAAGCACUGUUUUGGGAGGCGCAGUGCCACUGUGAUAGACCACUUACGUUCAUUGACUCCACUUGAUGCGAGGGACAUCUUGAUGCAAAUAGGAAAAAAGGAAGAUGAGAAGGUAGUUAACAUGUACCCUCAAGACUUCAAAACACUUUUUGAAACUAUAGAGUGUUCCAAAGAUUGUGCUUAUAAAUGGCUAUAUGAUGAAACCCUGGAAGAUAGGUAGCAACCAGACUGUCGUUUUUGGUGGGGCGGUUUAUUUAUUUGGAAACUGACAUGAAAACCAAAUGUGAAAGCUCACAUCCUCUCAGCAGAAGAUAACUGUUCUUGUUUUGCACAAGCCAGGCAGAUCGUUUCUCCUAAGUUGAUAUCAUUGGCUUAUUGGAUGAAACAGUGGCUGCUAUUUUAUUCACAAUUGAAUAAAAUGAAAACUUCAAUUAAUUGUGGAUUUGAUAAGAUGGAAUUCGUUUUGUUUCAGAUUCCUAUUUAAAUAUUUCACUUUUACUGCUGCUGAUUUUUGCAUCAUCUUGAAGAGCAAGAGUCUGUACAUUACUAAGCUUAGAAAGUAAGCAAAACCAAUGUACUGAUUUGCCUUUCAGUUCGUUGAAAUGUAUCGUCAAGUACUGUACAAUGAAAUUGUUUAAAUUUUAAUAUGAUUUAAGCUUUUUUAGAAAUUAAAAUAUUUUAAAUAAUAA
Molecule: messenger RNA, 2019 nt
Organism: Symphalangus syndactylus (siamang)
Lineage: Eukaryota; Metazoa; Chordata; Mammalia; Primates; Hylobatidae
Gene: TFB2M
Product: transcription factor B2, mitochondrial
Biological process (GO): rRNA methylation; transcription initiation at mitochondrial promoter
Cellular component (GO): mitochondrial matrix
Molecular function (GO): mitochondrial transcription factor activity; rRNA (adenine-N6,N6-)-dimethyltransferase activity
Source: RefSeq, a predicted model, not a curated record